ACAAUUUCAAUGACAUUAGUUGAUUAGACAAUGACAUUUGAAAAAUAAGUCAAACCGAUCACUUUAUAGUGUAUGUACUUAAUCUGAGAAAUUAUUUGUUAUAACUGUCCGUCUUGUCCCACAAUGAUCCUACAAUCAUGAUUACAAAUAAAAAAGAUUCAGGUGUUUUAGUAUGUGGUAUACCACAUAAAAAAGUUGUGAUGUUAGCAGAUGCGAAUAUACCGUAUAAAUUUACAAUAGACAGAAACUCGAAUAGUUUGUUCUUCUGUAUAAACGCUGACGAAUUUUCAGACCAAAGUUUUCAAUCGGUCGUGUUAAACCUCGACAGUGGGUUGGCCACUAUUAUACCUGGAAUCCGUAAUGGGUUUGCGAGUGCUGUGGACCAGGCCACCGGUAACGUAUACCUCGGAGGGAGCGACGGUAUAUUCAAAUACAAUUACAGAACCAACGACAUUGAGCAGCCGGCCCUUGUCAACAGAAUAGAUAUCUUCGAUAUGUACUUUACCGACGAACUGUAUUUCGUAGACACGGCAAAGCAACAUCUCUACGUAUAUCGAGACGGAAUGAAAACAUUGGUUUCCGAACUCAAAGACAAUCUUAUUCAGCACUUUGUUAUCGAUGUCAACAGCGACAUAUAUUUUGUGAAUCCUUCUGGACUAUUUGUAUUGGAAAAAGGAAGAAAAUUCCCGAUGUUAAUUAAUGGAAAUGACGUUAGUAUUCGUGGAGCAACUACAGACGUCAAUGGCCAUCCGUAUUUUGUAGCACAAGAUGGAAUUUAUGCCAUUGAUAAAGAAAGCAAACAAUUGGCGAAGAUAGUGUCCGUAAACCGAGGCUACGGGCUCGCCUUUGACAAAGAAAAUAAUAUCGUGUACAGUGAUGAGCGUUCUGUGAACAUACUGGUUCCAUAUUAAAUCUCUAGAUACACAAAUAAAAUAGUGCAUGUUUUUUUAUGUAUAUAUGCGUCUUGGGAAUAAAUUAGCGAUUUUUACACUGUAAGAAGCGUGGUCUGAACUGAAACGUAACUUAAAAUGCCAGCCGGCGCGGAAGUGGCGUCUCGAUAAAGUGAUUGUAAACACUUUGAUUUUUGACUCAACUGAGCGGAAUAUUGGGGCUUAGUUCGCCACGCUCAGAAUUGCAAAUUGAUUUGUACAAGAUAAUUUUAAUAACCUUUUUAUUUUAUAAAUUUUUAUAGCUCUGUAUUCAAACCUAAACUUUGUGGAUACACGAAAUCUUAGAUAGGUAUAUGUGGAAACAUGUGUAAUAGAAUUAUGAUGUAUUCAAACUGAUAUAAUUGAAAAGGGCGUUACUGUUGCGCACACUGUGAGUGGUAAAAUGAAACGUAAUUUAUAUUCUUGGAGAGUCCAGCUGUGCUCGGAGGGACGGCGUUACGUUUUAAGGGAAAAUUUGGAAUGACACAAAUGGAAAUAAAUGAAUCUUGGUUUCGGUAAUUUUGAUAUUAACAGUUAUUUUCACUUGAUCUACGUCCUAGGCAACAGAGAGGAUGGAUCCAUCCUAAUUUUGCACGUUUAAUGAAGUGAUUUUUUAAUAAAAGCCUUUAAUUUUUAAACCUUGUUCUUAUUAAUAGUGUGAGUCUUGAAUACAUUAUGACGAUAUUUUAAUGAUUCCGUAUUACGACUAAAAGUUGCAAAAUUGCUUUGAGAAGCUUAGUCGGUUCCUCGGCACGCAUUUAGACAUAAGGCUUCAAGAGACUGCGAAUGAUAAUAAUUGGUAUACCAUUCCGUGCGACAUUAUUACUUG
Molecule: messenger RNA, 1758 nt
Organism: Trichoplusia ni (cabbage looper)
Lineage: Eukaryota; Metazoa; Arthropoda; Insecta; Lepidoptera; Noctuidae
Product: ommochrome-binding protein-like
Exons: 1
Coding region: 138-911 (257 amino acids)
Molecular function (GO): protein binding
Source: RefSeq, a predicted model, not a curated record